Cercospora beticola is the source of this 2153-nucleotide messenger RNA. RefSeq lists its product as uncharacterized. Lineage: Eukaryota; Fungi; Ascomycota; Dothideomycetes; Mycosphaerellales; Mycosphaerellaceae. The record is from RefSeq and is a predicted model, not a curated record.
AUUGUGACUCAGGUGUCGCUGCUUGACAGCUGUUCAGAUGUUGGGCAGGCGCCUACAGCGCCAAGAGAGUAUGAAUCCUUCGACUGUGCCGCAAAACAACAAUACAUAUACCAGGUCAAGUCUCUUGGGAACUUCCACUGCAUCACAUCAACAUGGCAAGGUCCUAUAAUCGGCUGCUCACCGCAGUCUUGGCCUUGCUACUUCUGCUACCAUCAACCUUUGCAGCCGCCUGUACACCACAACCAACUGAUCGGGUUGUGAAAUAUGACAAAGCAUCGAAGUCUCAGCCAAAUGGCCAAGUUCUAAAAGAUAUUCUGGACGCGACAUCAGCUUGCGAGCCACUUCGUGUACUCAGAUUCGAGGGUCGGAGCGGUCACAUGAACGCGACUGCGAUCGACGAAACACUGCGCGCUCUGACGACACCGCUUGAGGAUGUUCACUGGAGCGUACGAGAGCCCAUACCCAGUUCUACUCUGCGGACCCUGGAGGAGCUCCAUCCUUCUGCACGCUUGCACUAUAAGAUGCCUUUCGGUUACUACGUGUCGACGGACGAUGUGAACGAAGGUGGCAAGCUCGUGUCUUGGAAGGAUUUAUUCAAGCGGAACUCGAACAAACGAAUGUCCUCCCUCGGGAGUAUCGUGUCCGCAGCCAAUCUAUACUCGUUGGAUGCCACCCUACAUGACAGGAGCCUAGAGACGCCUGACGACUUACCACUGGUACACGAAGUCCUCACCACUUGCAAGAACCUUCGAGAGCUCAACCUGGACAUCGUGAACGUUAUGACUUGUACGCCAGCAUCUAAUCCUCGCGCAUUCGAUUUUGUCAAGAAUCCUGCGCCGAUGGCAGCAUUGGAAGUUCUCAAGAUCAAGGGGAGAUAUGAUAUCGAGGCUACAAGCAGAGGAGAGAUGAAAAGUGAAUCUUGGAGCGUCCCAAAGUCUCAGUACUUCUAUAAGCCGUGGUCGUGGCUUCCGGACGCACUGUUGGAUUCGAUCCGGUGGAGAUUUGGAGACAGUGCUUUGAUGAACACCACUGCAUAUGACGAAGCCCUGCACCUUGAAUGGGCUGAGAAUGCCCGCUUAAUAGAAUUGCGAGGUCCAGAAAACUUGGUUGCUUGGAUGAGCAAGAUGGACUGGUCCAAACUUCGAGUCUUGCAUCUUGUUGAAGCAGAACGCAAAGUCCUGGAGCGAUUGGGACCUGUUCUCUCGAAUAUCGAGGAGUUGAAUCUGGGAUAUGGCUCUGGACCUGCAGCUGAAGUCUUGCCCACAUUUGUGCGAAACCUCACAGGCCCACUGACAAAGCUGUGCGUACGCAAUUACGACUUCAAAGACAACUACACGGAGUUCAUUCGGGCCCUCGGCGAGAGCUCUGGCGGGCAUCUGCAAUCCCUAUGCCUCACAGAACACUCAGAGUACCGCCACCAGUAUUGCUCCGGCUCUGACGAGAAACAAAAGUCCAUGCCUCAUCACUGUCCGACUUACUACACAGACCGCCCCUACCUUACCUCCUCCGACCUGCAUCUCCUCGCCCAAAACAUCACAAAUCUCACUUCUCUGAACUUCGACCUCCGCCGCCUCACUCCCAACAUCAGCGAUCCCACCACCUGGACCAUCGACGAAUCAACUCUGUACCUUGCAGCAAGCCCAUCAUUCCCCCAUCUCCAGAACCUUACCCUCCACCUCGACGCCCCAGAAAUGACGUACAAACGCGCCGGAAUUUGGUUCGAUAGACAAGGUUACCUGAACCGUCCCUCAGAAAUAAAAUUCCCAACCGAGCCGACGCUGAACAGAACUUACGUAUCGCAACUAUUCGAUAGAAUCAACAACUUGCGUACAGAAACAGGAUUAGAAAAGCUAGGGCAGCUAGAAAUCAUAGUCGGGAGAUGGAAUCAGAGGGAUACUGAAUUCGGGAUGAUGGGUGCGCCGAAUGAGUUGGUUGGAAAUUGGAUUUGUGAUUCCAAGGACCCUCUGAGGUCGGUCAGUGCAAUGGGAGAAUGUUAUGGAGGUAAUGCACCUUUGGAGUCGAUAUAUGGAAGAGCCGUGGGGAAGGAACCAUAUUCGAACGAUUGGAGUCAGCCGGAUAAGCCUGAUUUGGAAUAUGAAGACGACUAUGGAAUGUUGGAGCUUGAUGACCUUAAUGACAUUGCGGAGUGGUGA